Prorocentrum cordatum is the source of this 1172-nucleotide messenger RNA. Lineage: Eukaryota; Dinophyceae; Prorocentrales; Prorocentraceae. The record is from the annotation of a GenBank genome assembly.
AGCUGCAGGCUCGAGCUCGGCCUGUUCGUCCAUACUUGAGGCCAAGGUAUCAGUACUUCACUGUUCGCCCAUCCAACACUACUUGCACUUCUGUCAAGGCGCCCCCUCUGAGAUCCGACGUUGCGAACAAGACACACACUCUGCGACGCCAGGAUCUCAGGGCAGCCGCCUCCGCAGCUCAUGUGGCGCUCGCUCGCACCGGCGGCUGCGUGGCUGGCCCUGGGCGCCGGCCGCGCGGAGGCCCUGGCCCCGGCGGUGGGCGACGAGUCCACGUGGCCGCACCUGCCCUCGCUGCGGGUGCGGCCCGCGGCGGCCCCGGGCGCGCCCGCGGCCGUGCGGCUGGAUGCCCUGGCCGAGGCGGGGCGCGGCGCGCCGGCGGAGGGCGCGGAGCGGGCUGGUGUGGAGCACGAGGGCCACCUCUGCGCCGGGCUCGAGGGCGUGGACCGCAAGCAGCUCGCCGGCGUGACGCUGGCCGGCGACGCGGCCACGAGCUCCGCGCGGGCCUGCGCCGCGGCAGCGGAGCAGGACGGGCUGUGCGGGCCCGAGCUCUACUUCGGCACCGCGCAGGACGGCCGGCGGCACUGCGGCUGCGUGCUCCGCGGGCGGAGCUGCCUGAAGGAGAGGGCGCCCGAGGGCGCGAACUUCGACGUGUUCCUGGUAAACACCGUGCUGCACUCCGGCCCCGCGCCGUACGCCUACGGCGCGGAGGGUCCGGCGGAGGCUGAGCCCGGCGCCUCGCCGCAGCCGGUCCACAGGGAGAAGGUGACGUCGGCGCACUCCCACGCGGUGCUGCGGGAGCUGAUGGCGGCCCCCGCGAAGGAGGAGCUCGCCAGGAUGGAGACGUUCGAGUCUAUGUUCGACCCGUCCGCCCCGGCGACCGCGAGGGCCCCCGCGCCGCCGCCCCAGGUGCUGGACCUGCCGCCGCAGUCCCAGCCGCCGCUGGACGAGCUCGUGGGCGCUCCGGGCGCUGGUUUCUGCGCUGGCUCGCCCGCCAUGUACGAUGGGCCCACCACGGGCUGGGAGGACUGCCGCACAAAGUGCGCCAACCACCGCUGCGGAUUCUGGAGCUACUGGCACGACUCCCUCCAGCACCGGUGCAAGCUCACGACCGGGUGCCGCCGGCGCGAGCGCGACAGCCGCCACAGCGUCAGCGCGUACCGCGGGACGCAGGC